Molecule: messenger RNA, 1245 nt
Organism: Orbilia oligospora ATCC 24927
Lineage: Eukaryota; Fungi; Ascomycota; Orbiliomycetes; Orbiliales; Orbiliaceae
Exons: 4
Coding region: 1-1245 (414 amino acids)
Biological process (GO): proteolysis
Molecular function (GO): aspartic-type endopeptidase activity
Source: RefSeq, a predicted model, not a curated record
AUGGGAUGUGAGGCGGCUGGUAGAAGUAACUUUUAUAAGGUGGCUGGCAAUACCCGGACCGAUGGCUUUUCGUUUGAUGAGAGUUAUUUGGAUGUUUCGAUCAAUGAAACUGCGACUGGGUACUGGGUAGAAGACACAAUUACGGCCGACGGCAUAGAUGUCAGACUCCAAUUCGGCGUCGCACUACAAUGGCACACAUCUCCAAUUCUGGGACUCGGAAUCCAACCCGUGAAUCAAAACCGAAGACGUCCUGGGUAUUUAGACGCCUUAAAACAACAAGGGAAAAUAACAGGACGCUUUUGCAGUUUAUACAACCACAUGACUCCAAACACUACCGGGGAGAUAGUUCUAGGCGGAGUUGAUGCCAGUAAAUUUCAAGGAAAACUCGCCGUUUGGGAUCGAAUGGGAAUUCCUGGGGAAGUCGAUGCGCCCUCUGUUCGUAUCAGUAAUGGAACGGGUCGGUUUAAAGGACCUUAUGAGAAUUCAGGGAAACCUUUGGCUAUUGUUGAUCCACUUGCUCGAGCGCUUUUUAUUCCGGGUAAUAUGUAUACUGAGCUUAUUACUACGCUCGAUGCAUAUGGUCUUCAAAAGAAUAAGUUUAAUAAAUUGGCUCUUCCGUGUGAUAGGAACUACUCGCCGGAUGAUUUCCUCGAGUUGAACUUCAACGAAUUGGUUAUAAAGAUAGAAUUUAAUCAUCUUAAGGGUAUCAGAUUCAAUAAUAGCCUUGGAUUAUGCGAGCUCUCUGUUUUUCCAACUGAAGGAGUGCUUAAUAUCACUAAACAGUGGUCUUUUGUUCUUGGCGGACCAUUCUUUCGAGCCGCAUACACAGUCCUCGGUGUCGAGACCAAUAUCACCGGAAUAGGAGUCUUAAACCCAUUCCCAGUAGGCCGGGACAUAAUCGAGCUUGGAGGUAGUUUUGGAACAUCACUUGACGAAAUCCAAGGCAGCUCAUCGCCGCCGCCGUCAACAAACACAGGAUCUGGCCGUGCUUUAUCCUCGGGAGGGAUUGCGGGUGUUGUUAUUGCAGUCGUUUUUGUUCUGGUAGCUGCCCUGGGAGCCUUAUUCUUUAUACGAAGGAAGAGAAAGAAUAUCCCGGAUAUACCGUCUCCGGAGGGUUAUCCCUCAGAGUUGAGCCCGAAUGUACGGCCUACGAGUGAAUUGGAGGCGAAGGUCGCUGUGCCUGUAUCACAUGAGCUUCCGGUUUAUUUGGCGACUUAUGAGCUUGAAGCUGAGGCAAGGCGUUAA